Messenger RNA from Fusarium vanettenii 77-13-4, 1962 nucleotides. RefSeq lists its product as uncharacterized. Gene Ontology annotation, molecular function: myo-inositol:proton symporter activity. The transcript is spliced from 11 exons. Gene Ontology annotation, biological process: transmembrane transport. The record is from RefSeq and is a predicted model, not a curated record. The coding region runs from base 1 to 1962 and encodes 653 amino acids. NCBI's taxonomy places the organism in Eukaryota, Fungi, Ascomycota, Sordariomycetes, Hypocreales, Nectriaceae. Gene Ontology annotation, cellular component: membrane.
AUGGAUGGAUCGGAGAGCAGAUCGAAGAUAGAGAGGAGCUGGGAAACCCACUCAGUAUGCCAAAGUUCUCAUCCUCAAAUAGUUUUCUUUGUACUGACCCUUUUCAAAGCCAAUGUCGAGGACAGCACUCUUCGAGAAGCCUGUAGACAACUGUCUCAACAGUCCAAGGUCGACUACAAACAACUCGUUAAUGCUGCGGAAGUCGCCAAACGCCGAUAUGACUAUUACUGCUUCUCAAAGGAUACCAUUGCCGGCACCAAUCCUCCAGACGGUCCUGCCCAGGCUCUCAAGGUGACCCUCAGCCUCGACGAUAAAAAGGCUCUCAUUGCAGAGCGAGAACGGCUAUUCUCCGGCAGGGGGAUGCUCAUCAUCAUCUGUACCGUCUCUCUUGCCGCAUUCCUCCAAGGUCAUGUCCAGUCGUCUAUCAACGCGGGGAGUCUGUUUGCCGAGACAGUUGGCAUCACUGAGCCCCGUCUAAUCAACCUCACUGCAUCCAUCAAUGCAAAGUGGCAGCUGGGCGGCAUGAAUGCCAUUCCCUUUCUGACGGCAGCCUUCCCGGGCGCACCGCUCUCUCUACCUGUCAACUAUUGCUUUGGUCGUCGCGGGGCCCUCGGUAUCUCUGCCCUUCUCAUUAUUGCCAGUUCUUUGGGCUCAGCCUUUGCUUCCACGUGGCAGCAGGUCCUUGGCGCAAGGAUCGUCGGCGGAAUAGCCAUGGGAAUCAAGGCCGUCAGCGCCCCUAUCCUUGCUUCUGAGACAGCCGUGGGCUACUGGAGAGGCUCUACCAUCCUAGCAUGGCAGCUAUGGGUCGCGUGUGGCAUAAUGAUCGGGUUCGUCGUCAACCUCGUAAUCGCCAGCGCCACAAACAACAAUACUGACGUCGUCAUUAACCCAUUCUCUUCUUCUGGGUACCAAUCACGAUAUCUCGCCUUUCAACUGAUCCUCGGCGCCCCUCUUGUUCCUUCAAUCCUACUCCUGAUCGCCUUGUGCUUUUGCUACGAGAGCCCACGGUUCUACAUGAGGCCGGGGACACCCAACUACAACCUCGAACGAGCCUUUGAGAUUCUCCGCAAGGUCCGAAAGAACGAGCUACAAGCUACUCGUGACUUCUUUCUCAUCUGUACCCAGAAGGCCAAGGACGAUGAUGUCGACUCGGGCUUGACAUACAUGUCUCGCAUCUGGGUAGUCCUCAAGCUCUCUGCAAGACAGUUCAGGCCUCUGUUCAAUCAGCAACAUCUGAGAAACGCCCUGCUGAGCAGCUGUACCGUCGCUCUAGCCCAGCAGCUAUGUGGCAUCAACGUGUUCGCCUUUUACUCAAACGAGCUCUUUAGUAACUACGGAGUCGAAAAGAGUAUGGGUUACAGUUUUGGUUUCGGUGGUGUCAACUUCUUCUUUGCCUUGCUAGCAAUGAGGUCCAUUGAUAUCAUCGGACGAAGACGGUGGCUCUUGUCCACCCUCCCGGUGAUGAGUGUCUGUUUAAUGGCUGCGGCUAUUGCAUACGCACCGUAUGUUCAUGAUCCAGACUAUAAUAUAUCAUCAUCUCGUGCAAUACUAACACAUUUUCUGCAGGGUGCUUCAGUAGCCAUAUCCAUCAACCUACUUUUCGCGGGCAUCCUAACAAUCCUGAUCCCCAGUAUCAACAGAGAGUUCAAGAUCGAGGGUACUCUCGGUUUCUUUGCUGGACUGAACGUGGUCGCGUUCAUUCUCGUCUGGCUGUUUGUCGAGGAGACAAAGCGGCUACCGCUGGAGGAGCUGGAAAAGGUGUACGACAACCCCAAGUUCGAUUUCGCCAAGUAUCAGCUUUUUACGCGUCUUCCUUACCAUAUGAAGCGUCUGGCAUCUUGCUUUGGAGAGGUUGAGGAGCCUGAAAGCUUUGAUGAGAUCGUGCUCAAGAAGACGAGGAGGGCGGGAGAUCCGGCCGACACGUCAGAUGAUGAUGUUCCACCGCGACCAGGGACUAAUUAG